Polyodon spathula (Mississippi paddlefish) is the source of this 2929-nucleotide messenger RNA. Its product is annotated as neuronal-specific septin-3-like. Gene Ontology annotation, molecular function: molecular adaptor activity; GTP binding; GTPase activity. Gene Ontology annotation, cellular component: septin ring; septin complex; cell division site. Lineage: Eukaryota; Metazoa; Chordata; Actinopteri; Acipenseriformes; Polyodontidae. The coding region runs from base 256 to 2697 and encodes 813 amino acids. The record is from RefSeq and is a predicted model, not a curated record. The transcript is spliced from 11 exons. Gene Ontology annotation, biological process: cytoskeleton-dependent cytokinesis.
CUCACUGAGUACGAGACAGCCAAAGAGACUCUAUAUUUGUGGGCAUUUGGAUGUUAAAUUAAUUCCACCAGCAUAGGACAGCGCUUGUGUGCAAAGCGGUUGUUACUGUUUAACGUUUUAUUGUCCAACUCGGAUUAGAGAUCAGCCAAGUGAAGACACUGAUUUGGAAAAGACAGACAUUCAUUUUCAACUUUUGUAAGGAAAAAAGAAUUGUGCACAUUUGGAGAUUUUAGUUGGACCGGCUGAUCUGUCAGGAUGUCGGACCUGUCUGUGAAUGAUCAUUUGGAGGGGAUACUAUCAGACUUUGAGGCAUUGAAAAGAUCCUUCGACAUUGAUGAUGUGGAUGAUAUCCCUACAUUUUCUCCCACCUCUCCUCUCAACUCACCCUUUAGCCCCUCACCCAACAGCCUAAUCCUGACCCAGACCAAUGAGGGCAGAGGACCUACUGCCCAUGUCCAGCCCACUUACCAAUCAAGGAUCAACAUCAGCUCUAGCCCGGCCCCCAGUCCUGUCAUGAAGAACAAAGUGGUAACCAGCCUUUCCUUCAACCGAGGUUCCAUGGCCAUAGCCAAAACUAACGGCAACACUGGCUCCAGCAUCACUCGGGUCUCCUCCUUCCAAACUAAGUUCAACCCCAAUGGCUUCUCCUCGUCCUGUGGGCCAGGGAGCGACAAUGACAGCCUCUAUAGUUCCACUUCCAGUCUGGAAUAUCAGGCAUCCUCCAAACUCGGCUCCUGUGCCAGCCCUCCUCAAAGCCCAAUGGGGAUAAGCGACUUCAAAGCCCAGCGCAUCUGCAGCCCAGCACUGAAUAAGUUCUACUCCCAUGGCAACAUGUUCCAUUCUGAAGCAGAGCCACCUCUCGUCUUGCCCGCAGAGCCUAUGGGGGUGAACAACAGUUCUAUGCCUUCUCUGGAUCUCCACAUCACCGAAUGUCAAGGGGCUGGAAAUGCCAGAUCACCAAGCAUGGGAUACCGCAGCAUUGGUCCCACUUGGAAUGCUGCCUCUCUCAGGCAGAACACCAGGCCUCUUGCAAGAGAGCCCUGUUUAACUUCUGGUACCCAGUCUCCCAAACCAAAGGAACCAACAAAAUUGAACAAAUUUCCUCUGGAUCUUGAUAACCUGGUGUCCAGACCUCAAGAAGCUCCAAAGGAGGCUUUCCCCAAGCCAGCCGAUAGAUCCCACCCCAAGUUGAGCAGCCCUACCAGCUCAACCAGCCCUGUAAUCUCCAUCAGCAGCUUGGAAACUGUGGCAACCGGGAACCACAGCAAAACAGCCAAAGCUGACUCCAUGCAACCUCGGGGGUGCUUCGAAGUCCCCAGUGUCAGCGAGUCUCCUGUCCCCCUUUCACCGCCCCAGACACCCCAGUUCCGACUUGUCUCACAGCCCCAAGUUGUGCAGCUCUCUUCUGUAGCUCAGAUCCCAGCCACCCAAGGCAAGGUUACCCAGAAGCCCCAGAUCAGCAAGGAGCCUGCCCAGGGGCCCCCUCCGCAGAAGGAGAAUGUAGACUCCAUACUUCAGAGAAUCGCCUCAUUUUCUCGAGCUGACAACACAGAACCCAGGCCAAGGGAGAUCAAAUACCAUGGAAACAAGCAGGAAAGGGAGGAGCCGCCAGGUCAGAAGGAAGCUGAGCAGAGAGUGAAGACGCUGGAAGUGGAAAAGUCCAUGGCAGAGCCAAAGUCAAAACCAGAUCCUGACCCCAAAACUGAGGUGACUGUGACAGGCCUGGAUCUCUUCGGCUAUGUGGGCAUAGAGUCUGUGCUUGACCAGAUGAGACGCAAGGCCGUGAAGACUGGGUUCGAGUUCAACAUCAUGGUUGUAGGUCAGAGUGGCUUGGGCAAGUCAACCCUGGUGAACACGCUUUUCAAAUCCAAAGUGAGCCGGAAAUCUUGCAAUCCCUCCUUUGAGGAGGGCAUCUCCAAGACAGUGAACCUACAGUCAGUAAGUCACGUUAUUGAAGAGAAAGGAGUAAAAAUGAAGCUGACCGUGAUCGACACUCCAGGGUUCGGAGACCAGAUAAACAAUCUGAACUGCUGGGAGCCAAUUAUGAAAUACAUCAACGAGCAGUAUGAGAAAUAUCUGAAGGAGGAGAUCAACAUUAACAGAAAACGCAAAAUCCCAGAUACCAGAGUCCACUGCUGCAUCUACUUUGUGCCCCCUACUGGUCAUUGUUUACGCCCCCUGGACCUGGAGUUUAUGAAGCGAUUGGGUAAAAUAGUGAGUGUCGUCCCAGUGAUCGCCAAAUCGGACACCCUCACCCUGGACGAGAGACAGCGGUUCAAAGAGCGGAUUCGACAGGACCUGUGGACCAAUGGCAUCAAAGUGUACCCACAGAAGGAGUACGAUGAGGAUGCAGAAGACAGAAUAUUGAAUGACAAAAUCCGGGAAAAGAUCCCCUUUGCAGUGGUGGGUACAGACAAAGAGCACCAAGUGAAUGGAAAAAACGUCCUGGGUAGAAAAACCAAGUGGGGAGUCAUUGAAGUUGAAAAUGUUGCACACUGUGAGUUUGCCAACCUGAGAGAUCUGCUCAUCAGGUCACACCUGCAGGAUUUGAAAGAUGUCACACACAACAUCCAUUAUGAGACCUACCGGGUUCGGAGAUUAAACGAAAGCAACUUGAAUGGCCUUGGACUUUCAAUGUCGCCUCUGGCCUCAGUGAAUGGCAUGGCGGUGAGAAAGGAGUCGGAGAGCAACCUUUAGAGGAGAGAGUAGAACAUAAACAAAGUCAUCAGAUAAUGGUUUUGGCUGCCCUACCCCCAUUCUUCCUUCCCCACUCAGCAUUGUACUCCAAUAAAAAAAGAGAGCUCUAGCGUUACCAAGAAAUUAUACUGGAACCAGGCAGGUUUUUUUUCCCGGUUUGGGGUGAUGAAGUGGCAUGUUGCCAUGGCUACUCUGGGGUGGGGCUUGACAACAGAAAAUGGGCCACCAGGUC